This is a messenger RNA of Lactuca sativa (garden lettuce), 1392 nucleotides long. NCBI's taxonomy places the organism in Eukaryota, Viridiplantae, Streptophyta, Magnoliopsida, Asterales, Asteraceae. The record is from RefSeq and is a predicted model, not a curated record.
AUGGGUUAUUUGGCUCUUCUCUCUAAGGGCAAGAACAUAACUGAAGAUGAAGAAGAGUUGGAUCUGGCUGAACACGAUCUGACUAAUGAAGACUAUGCGUUGAUAGUUUCAAACCCAAAGAAUUUCAUUUGUAGAAAGUUUCCCACUAAUAAGAACCAAAACUGGCAGGGUAGCUAUAGUUCCGAAAAGGUGAAGGAAAAAGAGAAGACCUCUCCUCAACAGGAUGAACCGAAGAAGGAGAGCAAGAUGUCAGGUGACUCAGGAUUUAAUUGUCACUUUUGUGGAGGCAAAAACCACUUUGCCAAAGACUGUGUGUUGAGGAAGAUGACAGAGAAGAAUGACAAUGAAGAUGAUGAAGCUUACCAUCUACGUAAGCUAGAGGAAAUCAAGAAGAAGAAAGUUGUUGCUAAUAACAAUACUAUGAAUGCUCUUAUUGUGCAGGAAAAUCUUAUGGAUGAUGAGUUCGGCAAGAAAAUUCAAAGUACGAUUCUUCCUUUCCUUGAAUUAAAGAAUGAUGAAAUUGAUGCUGAUGUAUAUAACUGUGAAGCUGUUAAGUUUAACUCACUGAAUGCCAAGUUAAGUUUAGAAAACAAGAUUGAUGUUGAAAACGCUUUUGAAUUUGAUGAGAAUGAUGAUUUGAGUGAAAUAUAUGUAGAGGAUGAGGUGGACUGUUCUGAAUUUGUCAAGAGUGAACCCGAACUUGUCAAAAAUCUCAUUUCUGAAAAUUUUGUUGAGUUCGCUCUUACAGGAGUUACACAGAAGCAAACACUCGAACUGACUACAUUAUUAAACGAAGAUAAUGAUGAAGGAUGUGAUGAAUUUUUCUGGUCAGCUCCUAUCGACAAUGCUGAUGAGACGGUCGGUCUUUCUGAGAUAACAUCAUGGAGGGUCAAAGGCAGAUAUGUGGCAGAACCACUUAACAAGCCUACACAUUUUGAUGUGCCAAGCACAAGUGAUACCAAAAAUUUUCUAAGUGAACCAGUCAAGGCGACAAGCGUAACUUCCUCCCUAAAAAGCGAAACUCAUAUUAAAAGACUGAAUCCAAAGGUUAUACAUGAAGAGCAGUUCAAUAAUGAAUGGUACAUAGAUAGUGGUUGCUCACGUCACAUGACAGGAUGGAGAGAAAAGUUGAGGGAGUUUCGGGCCCUUAAGGAUGGUGCAUGUGUUAAAUAUGGCAAUAAUUCAUUUGGCACAAUAACAGUCUAUGGGAUGAUUACCAACCGUGAAUUCUCAAUUUACAAGGUGGCUUAUGUAGAGGGAUUGCAUCAUAAUCUCAUCAGUGUUUCUCAAAUGGUUGUUGGAACUGGACUGAAGGUUUCAUUUGAUGAUGAAGGUUCAGAGAUUGUUGAGAAGAAAACGAAUAAUGUUUUGCUAAAAUCCAAGCGUAAAUGA